This is a messenger RNA of Lepisosteus oculatus (spotted gar), 5587 nucleotides long. It is a transcript of the gene entrep1, whose product is annotated as family with sequence similarity 189 member A2. Gene Ontology annotation, cellular component: membrane. NCBI's taxonomy places the organism in Eukaryota, Metazoa, Chordata, Actinopteri, Semionotiformes, Lepisosteidae. The record is from RefSeq and is a predicted model, not a curated record.
AAAAGAAAAUAAAAUGCACACCAAAGGGUUGUUAAGUAUGAAAUCCUGGUAAACUUCUUGGUUAAUAUUGUAAUGCCCCAGAGUAGAUAUUUACAGUACUGUGGAAAUAAGGAAUAAAUAAAUCGGGCUUUUAAUAGUAAAGAAGACAUUAAAUAAAUAAUUUUAUAUCUGAAUAAUAAAGCUAUUAAAUCUUGAAUUGAAUUGAAGCACAUUUGGGAAGGGUUUGAAGAUGCAACUGGUGUUAAUCAAAUUGCUUUUAAGUUACUGGUGAUCGUACAAUACCGAUAACAUACAAUAAAUCUUUCUAUAGUCACAGUUAUUGCUGAAGUACAAACGACAGGGCUUGUCUCCCUGAAAAUAUCAGGAAAAUGUGAAUUCACUCUGACGGACAAUUUCAAAGCCUUCUCUUGUUAAGGACUGAAACUUUCCGGGUGCGAGUGUUAAAUGUCAUAAAAGGCUUCAGUUUUGUACAGCCAAAGAAAAUUUAAAAACGUAUGAUGUAUGUUGUUUUUUUUCUUAUUGCUUAAAAAUAUUUACAAAGGGAUGUUGUGGUUGCGCAUCUUCUAGUAGGCUUGUUUUUCUCAUAUUGGCGGCUAUCCAGGUAAUUAAAAUGCAGUGGGUCUAGCUUAGAAGUGACUGACUUCCCAUUUCCCUUUUUUCCGCCAGCCUUUUCAAAUAAGUGCAGCUCAGGCAAACCUUGUAUUUUCCGACACUUCAAAAGAUCCCCAACAAGUACGGUAUUGCGGCCUGUUCCCAUGCGGCUCACUGGUGAGAAUCCCUCAUCACCACCGUGCGUUCAAAUGCCAAAAAUGUGAAAUGCAAUCCACUCGCAGGACUACGGAGCAGUUAUUUUAAAACUUCAUGCCCAGUCUCUUCGAAACGAACAUGGGAAGAAGGAAUAACUCUCGUGGAAGAGGAAGCGGGACAAUAAACUAAUGCUUUUUUUCAUGGUGCUUCCCUUUAACCUAAACUAAAGGAACCAUAAUGACUAAAUCUAACAGUGCCUUCCUGUGAAGAUAACCGUGUUCUUUAUUUUUUGAUCGCUAUUUUGUUGUUGCUGCUGCUGCCCGCGUCGUCCUCGAUGUCUCUGCCGGUAGUUCUCCCGGGAUCUUGUUGCCCCGUUGCGGGGGUAUCGUUGGCUUCCCAGCUGGCAGACCCAUCCUUUAGGACUCGACACCGCUGCAUUUCUGGGGUGUCUCGUAUGCCGGGAUCUCAGUCCCGACUGCUCCCCGCUCUCCUCCCCGGCAGACCUCUGCUGUCUCUCGGCUUGCUGCAGCUGGUUCUCGGCUGCUCUAUGGUGGCGCUGUCAUUCGGGGCUCUGUCUCUCAGCAGUUCACCUCCUAUCAGGAAUUCGUGUCCGUUUUGGGCUGGGUCUUCGGUCAUACUUUCAGGAAUAAUUGGGUUAACGACAUGGAGAAGACCAGUGCUGCUUUUGGUGAACCUCUUUGUGCUGCUGUCUGUGGUCUGCGUCCUGCUCAACUUGGCCGGCUUUGUUCUGUGCUGUCAAGGAGCCCAGCUCGUCUCCAGCAUGUCCAGCUGCCAGCUGAGUGAAGUGGGGGAUGUGUGUCAGUGCUGUGCAGACACUCAGAGUGCCAAGUGUCCGGAAGAGAAGCUCUUAAAGCUGUACCCUGGGAAUUCCUGCAGUACCAUGCGCAUGCUGUUGAAGAAAGUUCUGUUUGCCCUCUGUGCUCUGAAUGCACUGACAACAGCUGUAUGCUUAGUGGCCGCAGCCUUAAGAUACCUCCAGAUAUUUGCAGCACGAAGACCCUGCAUACAGGAUGAGCCCCGUCCCACUGUGGAGGAAGGAGAAGAGCCGGCCCGUGUCCCAGACCCCGAUGAGUUUGUUCCUCCAGUUCCUCCCCCUUCCUACUUCUCCACCUUUUACUCCUACACCCCUCGGCUGGCCCGCAGAAUGUUUGGCAACAGCGUGAUUCCUCUGCCUCAUAUCUACGGAGCCAGAAUAAAAGGGGUUGAAGUAUUUUGUCCUCUGGAUCCUCCACCCCCCUAUGAAACUGUGGCAAACCAAUCCGAUAACACAGAGCAGGGUGCUGCAGCUGAAGUCGCAGAACUGACAGGGGGUUUAAUCGAAACAUCAGACACAGAUGGUUGCUGCCAGGCCUCGAAUACUCUCCUAUCACAGCCUAAACCUGGACAGGUCUCAGGAGUGGCAUGUAGAAGAUCUUGCAGACAACUCUUAAGAAGAUCAAAUAGUGACCCAGUGCUGUUGGAUGUGACCACUAAAGAACCUCUCCCCCCCUCUUGUCCUCUGUCCCCGGCAGUGCUGAGCUGUGAGGCCGCCACUCAGACCGAAGCACGUCCAGAGCUGGCGACGGUCACCUUGCGCCGCGGCCGGCGGUACCAGGGGCCGCGGCGGCCCAGGCCCAGCUCCCUGGUCGAUUAUCAGAGCUACAGGGACACCAAGCAGCUGGUGGCCCAGUUCCUGGAGCACUCGCCCUGCAGCAUGACCCCCGAGGUGCAGGAGGUGGUGAACAGCAUCAAGACGGUGUUGAGGUCGGACCAGGAGCACAUGGAGGAGGCGGUGCUGAGCGCCAGCUUCAUUGACCAGGUGAUAACCGGCUCCCAGGCGCGUCGGCCGCAGCCCUCUCCUGAGAGGACUGUGCACACGUUGCCCUCGAGGAAGCGCCCGGGGCUGCUCCACCUGCACAGCUGCGGGGACCUCAGCACCUUCACGGCAGCCGAGCCCCAGCCCGCGGAGCGCAGGAGACCCAGGGCCGCGCAGGAUCGUCCGCGCAGCCUCAUCGGGGUCUUCAGAGAGACGGUGCUUUGAGCCCUCCACAGACAUCCAGCGCACAGGAAACCAACCGUUGUUGGAACGUCACUAAAAGCCAGAUGAAAAAACACCGCUUUCAGCCCUGCUGGCCUCAGUAUAAAGUACAGCAGAGGAGGCCAUCAGGGAGUGUGUGCAGUGUCCUGUGAGGAUUGGCUUGGGCUUUUAUCAGUGGUUUAGUUGUCUCACCUGUGUAAACUACUUUUAAAAACAACAUGAAAACAUGAAAGAAACAUGAACGUUUUAUCAUAAGAAAUUGGCAGAAUUAUGUUAUUAAGGAUAAGGGUUCAUUCAUUUUAUGAAUUUGGAACCUACAAAUGUUUGUCCUUUCUGUAAGCUCUCCUAUUGGGAUUGUCCAGUGCUGGGCUCCUGGCUGACCACAACAACCCCUGCAGCAGCAUGGGAAAGCCAAGGCAGACCACUGUCUCUCACCGAGCUGUUUUGUCACCCACAAGGUCGACGGUGCCUUACAGGAGAGUUAGCAUGGAUCGCCGGAGCAAUGCUCCUCUCUCAGGGCCUGGCUAGUCCCAGUGAACCCUGCUGAGACAAGAAUCCACUGUUCCGCUCCCCCCAACCCCUGUGACAUCUGGCCAAUUACUCACACACAGGUAACGUCUGAACGCCCUGCAAGUGAUUGCUGGGUGUGGAUACACUGUGCUAUCCUCGUCUGUCCAAACAUUUUGUAUCCAGUUACAGACGCUGACUCACCUCUGGAUUAGGUACAGAUCUUCCGAAUCUUAUCCGGCUGAGGAACUCGAUAAAUUAGUGUAAAAUUGACAUGCCAUACACUGAAUGAAAAAAAGCAAAGGUUUAAAAAAUACUGUGUUUUUCCCCAACAGUAUAAGGAAGACGUCUCAGAUGCCGUAGCCAUUACAGUCAAGCGAGCUGGGCCAAGCUUUGAUCUUUUCCUGCCAGUGCCUUUUAAAUAUUCAAAUGUCGAUCCGAUGUACCUGCAUCUCCACACUGUAAAUAGCAUCAGGGCUCAUGUGGUGAGUUUCAGCACUUUUCUUUCAGUAGACUUCUCAAGGGCAUGUGAGCUCCAGGGGCAGGAGACAUCACACAUUUAGUUUCCUGUCCAUGCAUGUUUAAUGCCCCACGAGCAAGCCUGUUUCAAUUCUUACAUUCACUUCGUUAGCAAUUAUAAAUGUCCUCUUAAUGUUGUAUUGUGCCAAAUCUAUAUUUAAUGACAUUAACCAAAACUACAGAAGGGAAUUAAGAUUUGUAUUCUUUUUAAAAAGCAGCUCCCCGUAUAUUCAUAUUAAUAGUAGUUGCUUGCAUUUGUAUAGUGCUUCUUCAUCCCCAAAGGGUAUUCCCAAGCGCUACUGAAACCGGUGCUGUAAAAAUACGUACUUCUUGCUCAGUGGAAUAGUGUUCUGUAUGUGCAUCACAGAUGAGACUCCCAAGUGUGCGUGUGUAGUUUUAUGCAAAGAAAGUUCAACAUCUGUGGUACUUUCAUUAAAGUGCCUUAUAAAUCUUGCAACAAUUAAAAAAAAAAAAAGACUGUGCCAUUCUUUUGGAAUUGGAUGAGUAUUUGUAUAUGACAAAAUGGCUGGUAAAUUUGUCUUGUUUUUCUAAAUGAAUGCACAGAAUCAUUGUUUUCCCCAAAAUAAUUAUAUGUGGCUUUGUUCUGAAAAUAAACACCAAAACUAUAAGAGGAAGUGCAGCUCAUUGUCUGGAUCUGGGCUUUUGCAGGGUUGUGAUUUAUUUUGUGUAUAGUAUUAUACAUGAUAAUUUACAAACUCAAGAGAGUUUUAUAGUUCUGCCUAGCCUGAUUGACAUCACAUGACUGUGGAUCAAAAAUGUCUUAGUUCCAGAACUACACUAUAGUUUCAAUAGUAGAGUAAUUAGCAGUGGGAUAUUCUGUAACUGGCAACAUUAACAUUCAGUGCUUGUUCACACAGUAAAGUGCUGUUUUCCUCAGUGAGUCGGUGGACUAACAAUAACUGCUGCUUAUCUCAAACUCCUGGGCUCUAAGUAGUGGGUGAGUCUUAUUACCUGUUAACAAAUUAUAUGUAAGGGAUUACUUUUUAAUUUGUACUUUAGCUAGUAUGUAACCUUUUAAAAGCAACUUCUCAUACAAAGAAACCUGUAACUGUAUGGAUUACGGUUUUUAAUUUUACAACCACACACACAAACACUGGUUGUAAUGAUGAAGGUUUUACUUAAUCGUUAUCAAAAAACUGCUGCAAAAAUCCUUAAGAGUAAGCUUAGGCUAUGGUAAAAUAGUAGGAGGAGACCGUGACUUUCUAUCAUACACUGGUUCUCUUGUACAGUAUAUAUCUACCUCAAUAUUCUGCAAGAUAUCUGUAAUUAAAUUUCAUUGCUGCAUUUCUGCAUGAACAUGUUGAGUUUCAGUAUCAUCGCAGAAUCGAUGUUCAGUGAGUGUCUUGUUUUAUAGCAAAGAGAAGCAAAAAGGCAGUCCCAUCCUUCUGCGAGUUGUUUAUUGUUGUAAAUAAUGUUACAAACAUUCUUGCUCUGGUAAAGGAAUGUAGCUCAGUAAUUGUAACAUCACAGAAAAGCUAGCAAAUAAAUAAACAUUGCUGUUGCUUUACAGAAAGUGUUUUUAGACGUUGACAAAGUUAAUUACAUUCAGAAGUGCAUUAUUAACACUAGAGUUGCCAAACUGACAGCCAUCACCGUAUUUGUUUUACAAGGGACAACUUUGUUACAUUACAAUACUCUACUUUCCCAAAGCUUUACAGAAUUCCCUAUUGCACCCCCGUUACUGAACAAUGGUAUAACUGUAUAUUCUAGCAUUGCGCUAAAUAUAUACAUUAAUUUCACACAAUCGCCUUCUAU